This is a messenger RNA of Lagenorhynchus albirostris (white-beaked dolphin), 987 nucleotides long. It is a transcript of the gene SDS, whose product is annotated as serine dehydratase. Lineage: Eukaryota; Metazoa; Chordata; Mammalia; Artiodactyla; Delphinidae. Gene Ontology annotation, biological process: L-serine catabolic process; L-threonine catabolic process. The transcript is spliced from 7 exons. Gene Ontology annotation, molecular function: threonine deaminase activity; pyridoxal phosphate binding; L-serine ammonia-lyase activity. The record is from RefSeq and is a predicted model, not a curated record. The coding region runs from base 1 to 987 and encodes 328 amino acids.
AUGAUGUCAGGCGAACCCCUGCACGUGAAGACCCCCGUCCGUGACAGCAUGACCCUGUCCAAAGUGGCUGGUACCACCGUCUAUCUCAAGAUAGACAGUGCCCAGCCCUCCGGCUCCUUCAAAAUCCGGGGCAUCGGACACUUCUGCAAGACGUGGGCUGAGCGAGGCUGUGAACACUUUGUCUGUUCCUCGGCAGGCAACGCAGGCAUGGCAGCUGCCUACGCGGCCAGGAAGCUGGGCAUUCCCGCCACGAUCGUCGUGCCCAGCACCACGCCUGCCCUCACCAUCCAGCGGCUCAAGAAUGAGGGCGCCAUGGUCAAGGUGGUGGGUGAGACAUUGGAUGAGGCUGUCAAGGUGGCCAAGGCCCUGACGAAAAACAACUCAGGCUGGAUCUACGUCCCUCCCUUCGAUGACCCCCUCAUCUGGGAAGGCCACUCUUCUAUCGUGAAGGAGCUGAAGGAGACGAUGAGCGCAAAGCCGGGGGCCAUUGUGCUGGCGGUGGGGGGUGGAGGGCUGUUGUGCGGAGUGGCCCAGGGGCUGGUGGAGGUGGGCUGGGGGGACGUGCCCAUCAUCACCAUGGAGACCAUCGGAGCCAACAGCUUCCACGCUUCCACCAAGGCCGGCAAACUUGUCACCCUGCCCCAAAUCACCAGUGUUGCCAAAGCCCUGGGCGUGACCACUGUGACAGCACAGGCUAUGAAGGUGUUUCAGGAACACCCCAUUUUCUCUGAAGUUGUCUCGGACCAGGAGGCUGUGGCCGCUGUUGAGAAGUUUGUGGAUGAGGAGAAGAUCCUGGUGGAGCCCGCCUGUGGGGCAGCCCUGGCCGCCAUCUACAGCAACGUGGUUCAGAAGCUGCAAGGAGAGGGGAAGCUCUGUACCCCACUGUCCUCCCUCGUGGUCAUCGUUUGUGGGGGCAGCAACAUUAGCCUGGCCCAGCUGCCGGAGCUCAAGAAACAGCUGGGCAUGAAGAGCGGGCUGCCCCAGUGA